ACGACGAAGAAAAUAAGGAGAAUGAUCCAGGACUUGCGACUCCUUCACAUAAGGGAGACAUACUCACAAAUGAGCAAGUAAAAGACAGCGCCCUGAAAGUCUUAGGAGUAGACCCGAACUUUUGCACGUUCAAAAAACUCACAUACCACCCGGAACUGAAAAAUACAUGGAGCAAAUGGAAAAAUGGGCUUCCAGCACAAAAUAAGAAAGACAUCGUCGAAUCCUAUGAUCGCAAGGGCGAUUUCUAUAUGGAGGCUCCGAAGUUAAAUCUGGAAAUACUUCCACUACUGUCUGACAUUGCAAAAAAGAGAGAUCAGCAUUUCGUGCAGACACAAAAUUGUGUCGGCACCCCCAUAGCGGCACUAGGUGCCGCAGUCUCUCUCUUACUAGAACCUCCUCAGGAUGGCUUAGACGAAGAUUUAUUUACAGACUUAAUAAGCCAUGCUGGACAAAUUCUUACCGAUGUCUUUCAUCAACAAUCGGUAGCACGGAAAUCCUUUAUUACACUACAGUUGAAUAAAAGUGUCAAACCAGUGGUCGAAACAAUUAUUUCGAACGAAUGGUUAGAUUCGGGACAAGGUCCCCCAAAAAAGCAACACAAAGUCUCAGUUUUAGGGAAACUGGAAAUACCCACCUGCGGGAUACCGUCAGGUAGGUUAUCAGCAAAGACGUCGCCAAAUCAGGUUCAAACCGAGGUCGAGCAAGUCAUCGCACGGUGCGACCAAGACAUCUCAGACGACGAACCAGUCAUCGUUCAAGAAAUAAGCAAGGUAGAUAAGUCAGCAGGACGUCUUCGCAGCUUUGUUAGUCAAUGGAAACAGAUCACGUCUGACAAAUAUAUUUUAAGCUGCCUAAGUGGAUAUCGCAUUCCGUUUACGGAGACACCUUUUCAAAGGUCUUGUAAUGUGAGAAACUUAUCGGCGGAGGAAACAGAAAAUAUGCAUACGGAAAUCGAUGAGCUCUUAAGAAAGGGCGCCAUCGAGGAGUGCAAGGAAUGUGAAAGACAGUCCGUCUCUUCUUAUUUUCUCGUCCCCAAACCUGACGGAUCUCACCUGUUUAUUCUUAACCUUAGAAGCUUAAAUCGCUUUAUUAAUCCCCCACAUUUCAAACUGGAAGAUAUCCGUUCUGCACUUAAUUUAGUGUCACGAGGGGAUUUUUUGGGAACGCUAGAUCUCAGGGAUGCAUAUUUUCUCGUUCCUAUUCACGCUGACUAUAGAAAGUUUCUUAGAUUUAAGUUCAAAGGCAAAAUGUUCCAAUUUGUAUGCUUGCCUUUUGGUCUCUGCACUAGCCCAUACGUCUUCACCAAGUUAAUGAAACCUAUUGUUAAUACACUGAGACAGCAAGACAAAAAGAAAAGUCACAUCGUACAACUGGUGAGCAAACUUAAACGCGGGAAAGCAUAUGACAUCAGAAAAUUUGCUAAACUGUUAGGUACCUUAGCAUCAGCCUGUCCAGCAGUAUCAUAUGGACUUAUUCAUUGCAAACGUCUCGAACAACAAAAAUAUUUAGCGCUGAAAUUCAAUGGUGGAGAUUAUGACGGAAAGAUUUGGAUUCUAGAGUCAAUGUUAGAAGAGCUUACUUGGUGGAGACAAAACGUGGUUAUUGGAACCAAUCCAAUUCGAACUCAGCUCUAUGCCAUAGAAAUAUUUUCCGAUGCCUCACUGUCAGGUUGGGGUUGUUAUUGUAACAGCUCCAAGGCGUUUAGGGUUUGGGAUGAGCACGAAAGGUCACAUCACAUUAACUAUCUUGAGCUAUUAGCUGCCUUUUUUGCAAUAAAAUGUUUCGCGGCAGGGUUAUCACACGCCGAGGUUCUGCUUAGACUGGAUAAUAAAACCGCUAUUGCAUAUAUUAAUAAAGCGAGAGGUGUCCAAUUCCCGCAUCUUAGUAAACUUUCCAGAAAAAUUUGGAACUGGUGCGAAGCAAAGAAAUUAUGGUUGCAAGCGUCUUAUAUCCCUUCGGCCGAAAAUAUAGAGGCUGAUAGAGCAUCGCGUAAUGUGCAUAUCGAUGCGGAAUGGGAACUAUCUCAAUCUGCUUUUCAACAAAUUGCGCAUCAGCUGGGACCUUUUUCAGUAGAUCUAUUCGCCUCCAGAUUAAAUGCAAAAUGUGAAACAUUUCACGCCAGAUUCCCUGAUCCGGAAGCGGCAGCUAUCGAUGCGUUUACCAUAUCGUGGACAGGCUUAUCAGAGGAGGCUAUGGAGGUGAUGGUUAACUCCAAUACCACGUCAACGCUAAAGCAAUACGAAUGUGGUUCAAGAAACUGGUGGGACUUUACUCAUAGGCAUCAAUUAGAUAUGUUUAAUGCACAAACUACAGCUAUUAUUAGCUUCCUACAUGAGCGCUAUAAGGAAGGUGCAAGCUAUAGGUGUUUUCAACAACGACCAGCUAGACUGCGGUAUGUCACAACAUGGGAUGUUGCGCCGGUCCUUGACUAUAUUGAAAAACUGCAUCCACUCAAGCAAUUGAAGUUAAAGGAAGCUGUGAAAAAAAUAGUUACAUUAUUAGCACUUACUACCGCACAGCGGCUACAGACUUUGUCCUUAAUACACACUGUUAAUAUCGUCAAAUCAGACGUGGGGAUUUCUAUCAAAAUCCUAGAGCGUAUAAAAACAACAAAACCUGGUGCCUUUCAGCCAGAUUUAAUAUUACCGUUUUUUAAAGAAAAACUAGGCUUAUGUGUAGCCUCGGCAAUACUAGAUUAUAUAGAUUACACCAAAGAGCUAAGAAAUAAGGAUACAAAAAAUUUGUUUAUUGCGACCACAAAACCUUUUGGCGCAGUAUCGUCACAAACCAUCGCUCAUUGGAUUAAAACGCUUCUAGCAAAAGCUGGAGUGGAUACUAAUCAAUUCUCAGCAUAUAGUACGCGGCAUGCCGCGGUGUCCAAUGCACAUAACCGCGGAGUAGACAUUCCGACUAUCAGACGCACGGCUGGAUGGGCGCCUAACUCGCAAAUGUUCUUUAAGUUUUAUAACAAACCCAUUCAGACCACCAAUGACCAGUUUGCUCAUGCGUUUUUAAGAUAA
Pseudomyrmex gracilis is the source of this 3020-nucleotide messenger RNA. RefSeq lists its product as uncharacterized. NCBI's taxonomy places the organism in Eukaryota, Metazoa, Arthropoda, Insecta, Hymenoptera, Formicidae. Gene Ontology annotation, molecular function: DNA binding. The transcript has 5 exons. The annotation marks the transcript as partial. The record is from RefSeq and is a predicted model, not a curated record. Gene Ontology annotation, biological process: DNA integration; DNA recombination.